AUGGUGUACAUUCACGGUGGAUCAUUUGCGAGUGGAACCGCCAUGACCUAUGAUUUCUACGGUGUUCCACUGGUUGCCGUUGGGGAUGUUAUCGUGGUCGUCAUCAACUACCGCGUCGGAGUAUUCGCAACGUUUACUACCAUUUUGUGUAUAGCAUUUGGUGGUGAUUCAAACAGAAUAACAAUAUUUGGAGUAAGUUGUGGUUCAUCUUCUGUGGGGUUCCAUCUGCUUUCAAAUCUUAGUCGUGGAUUGUUUCAGCAAGCCAUCAUGCAGAGUGGUACAGCAAACGCUGGAUGGGCUUUUGAAGAUAACCCCGAGAAAGAUGUGAAGAACGCUAAGAAGAUAGGACAAGCGUUUGGCUGUAACUUGACAUCCAUGCCUGAUCUAGUAGCAUGCUUGCAGGCGGUAGAGACCAAGGAACUAUAUACAGUAGCAGAUCAGGUGUACGACCAGUCCUAUCGUGUAAAUGUAGAUGGCGUCUUCUUGAAAGAUACACCGAUGAAUCUCUAUGCUAAAGGUGAAUUAAACAAAGCAUCAAUAUUGGCUGGAAUCACAACAGACGAGGGCACAUAUGAAGUGUGGCAUAGAUAUUUCUGGCCUUACGCUUCCUCUGAAACACCACCACCAUUCAACCAGUCCACAUUGAAGGAAUACCUUGAGACUACACUCGUAGCCGAAAGAAUUCUCUCCCCGGAUAGCAUGGAUAUUCUAUUAGAUGCUGUACUCCAUGAGUACACUGACUGGUCUAUUGCAGAUGACCCGAACUCUGAUUACUUUCAGUCAGCAGUGGAGGCAGUAGGGGAUUUUACCAUUAAUUGUCCUACAGAUGCUAUCCUAAGGGCGCAUGUAUCUGCAGGUGAUACUGUCUAUAAAUAUGUCUUCAACUACCCAGUUACAACUAAGAGCUACUUCCAUGUAGCUGGUCUUGUACCAUUUACCCCAUGGUUAGGUGCAGGACACGCCGAGGAACUCUUCUACGUAUGGGGUGGACCUUUCAUCGACCAACUCGACAAUGUCCACGGUCAAAAUGUAACAGACGAUGAGAAGAAACUUGCAGUCGACAUGAUGCGAUUCUGGACUAACUUCGCCAAGACAGGCAACCCAAGCCAGUCGGAUGCUGACGUCGCGCCCACCGAUGGAGUCUACGGAUGGCCAGAAUUUACAAUCCCAGAGUUACGUCACAAGAUCUUAGAUGUGCAGCUAGGAGAGGGCAGGGCUGACAGGGCGAGUGAAUGCCAUUUCUGGAAUACCUAUUUCCCGAAACUUAAGUUUUCGACACAAUCAGCUGAUGAUUCCCAAAGACAAUCGAGACAUGGAUUUUCAAACUGGAUGAAGAAGAUGCAAGAAUGGAGAAAGGAUUUUGCUUCUUACAAAAGAGGAUGUUCAUAAUAAUGCGUGCAACGUCAUUGCACCUUUGGUGCCACUGAAGCGCAUUGUUGUACAUAAUUAUUCGCGAUCACCCCCCCCCCCCUGACACCAAGAAAUGUAUUAUUUAUAUACAGAAUUUCAAUAUACUGAGAAAUAAGGAUUAAUGUUAAAAUUACUUUCCAUACAUAUCUCGUUCACUGUGUUCAAAUUGUAAUUAUACAUUUUUGGAAACGUUAUGGUAUAUCAGAAAAACAAUGCUUUCAUUUGCACCGACACCUAUGUUGCCGCCAUCUCGGAUUCUUAAAAAUGGCCGCCGUAAAAAGGGGUUUUUCGCAAUAUAUCGGCUUCUAGAUAACCUAGCAUAAUAAUUUUGCACCUAAACCACUAUUUCUGAGGUCAAAGAAUGUAGUGGUAUCAAAAUAAACAACCUUUUCUGAUAGAAAAUAGCAUUUUAAUUCAAUUUUCUGUCAAA
Molecule: messenger RNA, 1840 nt
Organism: Lytechinus variegatus (green sea urchin)
Lineage: Eukaryota; Metazoa; Echinodermata; Echinoidea; Temnopleuroida; Toxopneustidae
Product: acetylcholinesterase-like
Exons: 7
Coding region: 1-1389 (462 amino acids)
Molecular function (GO): cholinesterase activity
Source: RefSeq, a predicted model, not a curated record